Brugia pahangi is the source of this 732-nucleotide messenger RNA. The record is from the annotation of a GenBank genome assembly. Lineage: Eukaryota; Metazoa; Nematoda; Chromadorea; Rhabditida; Onchocercidae.
AUGUUCGGUACUUUCCAAACAUUUCUAAUUAUUGCAUUUAUUGAACAAUUUUUAACUCAACCUAUCGAUGAAAUCUCUCCAACACCAAAAAAUGAAAAUCAGCAAAUAUGCUUAAUAUGUCAAGAGAAGCAACAAAGAUACGAUGAUGGCGAUGAUGGAGACAGAAUAAAAAUUGCUCCGUUACUUGAAUAUGAUAAAACAAUGGGAAUUGAUAAUCUUGAUGAAAUUGAAAAUGAAGUAUUACUGAUCAAUUCAACGGCAUGGCUGCAAAAUCCAACUGAUCCAAAAGAUUGGAAAGAUGAAGUAGCGAAGUUUCAAGGAGUGUACCAAACACUUGAAUUAAAUGAAGCAAACAAUCAAUUGAAAGCAUUGAAAGUGAAGGGGAAUGCAUUUGAAAUGGAAAAAGAUGCGAAUAAAAGAAAUGCAUUGAAGAAAUGGCAUCGUUUACCGAUUAUUCGACUUCGAAUUCAUAAAAUUGAACAGAGCAUUUUAGAUGGUGACAGUUUUGGUGACAGCAUUGGUGCACUUCAGCACAUUGAUAAUAUUCGGAAUUUAGCUAAUGAGAUUUCGAAAGUUCUUCAAGAAGUAUACAAUUACUAUGAGCAAAUGGACAAUGAAUUAUCUGAAAGUUACAAUAUUUUGACGGAUAUUGAAGAUAAACUUAAUGCAAAACGUGAAAAAGACGGCAAAGUUAGACGUUCUAAAUGCAUUUGGUUUAUUUGCUAUGAUUGA